UCUAUGCUGAGCCAUAAGUCAUAUGAACAUGCUUUACACUAAUAUUAACGAAAAAUUUAAGGAUUUUUUUGAUUGGUUGAACAUUUGCUUUAAUCCCAUCGACUGAAAAAUGGCCUUUUCCACCAAAAUGUCAUCAUUCCCUAACAGAAGUUAUAGGAAGAUGCAGGCACAGACAUUUUCUCCACACGUAUGUUGAAGCGAGAGGAGACUGGUUUACAUCAGACAUUUGUGGAUAGAAAGGCUGAAUGGAUUGGUAAUACAUCAUAAGGACAUCCAGGAAGAGUAUCUCCCUCCCUCUCUCUCUCUCCCUUCUCCGCUCUGCUACAAUCAUUUGUCUGAGCCUCUCCCUCUCAUCACUGCUGCAGUGGCUCUGUGCAUCAGCGUCUGACCUUCCAAAAAGAGGAUCAUGCAAGCAUUUGUUCCCAGGCCACAUCCAGCUCCGGUCAGAGACGAGGACGCAGAGUCUCAGAGGAAAGCAAAGUCUCGUCAAGCCAGACAAAGUCGCCGAUCGACACAGGGUAUCACUCUGACGGACUUAAAAGAGGCUCAGACCACCUACGGCCUGUCUCAUCAGAACAGAGAGACGGAGGAAGGCACUCUGGACCACAGAUCCAGUCUGUGGAGAGGCUUUACAGAUGCCGAGGGAGAUACGUCUGUGGUAAGAGCAGCUGAUGUCGGCCUAAAGUGGAGCAUAACUGACAAGGAGGGAAACGUUCAGCACCAGGUAAACCCUCUGGCUGACUCGUCGUAUUCCUCGUACCUCUAUUUGUCUGAAUCCUGUGCUUCACCCAACUGCAACAGCUCAUUCAGAGAUGGCGAAAGAUGGUGGAGAGAUGAAAAUGAGAACCCAGUAGAGGAGGUAACAAAGUUGUCUGCAAAGAAUCAACUCAGAGGGAGCUUCCCGGAUGUUGAAGGGCUCGUUUGCACUACAGAGAGCUAAAACUCUUCAAAGGCCAGCUCUGAUGCAACAUUUGAAGAUGCACUGCAACCGCGGGUGUGAGAUAAAUUUGACUCGAACAACUGCAAAGCUUCUCACAAACAUGAAGAGAGUACAGACAGUCCAAGAGGACGCGUUCCCCCCUGCUCACUCCAAGUCACUUGAAGCUUCACAUCACAUGACAGAGGUGUCUCAGCAUUCCAUACCUUAUUGGGCCAAAGCUAGGCACUCUGUUGGUCGGCCUUAGCCGUGGAUUCAGAGGGAUGGAUUCCUUUCUCUUUCACCUGCACAACUCACACUGGUCUCGCUCUACCUGUUUACACGUACAGUCUCCAAAACCUUGUUUUAUGUUUCUGCUUUGAACUCCUAUUUGGAGGGAUGUUGCAUUGAUUUUAUCAUAGCUGAGGUUUUCA
Molecule: messenger RNA, 1350 nt
Organism: Oryzias latipes (Japanese medaka)
Lineage: Eukaryota; Metazoa; Chordata; Actinopteri; Beloniformes; Adrianichthyidae
Source: RefSeq, a predicted model, not a curated record